AUGGUUUUUGAGGAGAGCAACGCUGUGGACAUCCUCUCAACGCUGUGGACAUCCUCUCAACGCUGUGGACAUCCUCUCAACGCUGUGGACAUCCUCUCAACGCUGUGGACAUCCUCUCAACGCUGUGGACAUCCUCUCAACGCUGUGGACAUCCUCUCAACGCUGUGGACAUCCUCUCAACGCUGUGGACAUCCUCUCAACGCUGUGGACAUCCUCUCAACGCUGUGGACAUCCUCUCAACGCUGUGCCAAU
This is a messenger RNA of Mesorhabditis belari, 252 nucleotides long. Lineage: Eukaryota; Metazoa; Nematoda; Chromadorea; Rhabditida; Rhabditidae. The record is from the annotation of a GenBank genome assembly.